AUAUGCUCUGCAGUGCUCUCAGUUUCACAGCAGCAGCAGCAGAAACAGCAGCAACAAAGAGGACGACACACUCUGCAGUCAAGAUGAGUGCUGAGAAUGUGGUCUGCACUGGCUGGCUCGUUAAAUCCCCCCCGGAGAAGAAAUUGAAGAGAUUUGCAUGGAGAAAGCGUUGGUUUGUCCUGCGAAGAGGCCGCAUGAGUGGCAACCCUGAUGUGUUGGAGUACUAUCAGAGUAAGAGUUCCAAAAAGCCAAUCCGCACCAUUGACCUGAAAGAGUGUGAGGUGGAAAUACUCAACGGUCAGCUUGGGAUCAAGCGAGACUUUGGAGAGAAGCAUCUCUUUGUGGUGAAGACCUCUGCUCGCAUUUUCUACUUGGUAGCCAAGACUCAGGAGGAGAUGAACAUCUGGAUCAGCAGUAUCAGUCACAUUUGCCAUUUUGGCAGCCAAGAGGAAGCAGGGAGUUCAGAAGAAGGGUUCCCUCGCACCCCAACAUGGCUUCAGCCGUCAAGUGACAGCUCUGACAGAGCGUCUCUGUCAAGUCAACAGGAUUGUAGUCAUCCACCAGACUAUCUUGUUCUUUCACAAUGUGGGACAGGGAGUGGAAGCACUUGUAGACAGGACAGCUUUUCAAAUUCAGUGAUGUCUUUGGAACAGAAGUCAUUGGAGGAUCAUUUCAAGGACAUUGUACCAUCACCUCCUGGCAGUGAUUCCUCCUCUCAGUUUCACCUCAGUCCACCUCCUUCCACACAUGGGAGGUGGGGCAACCUUCCUCUCAGUGCCCCAUGCACAGACGUGGCACUGCCUUCCUCCUCCUCCCCGCUACAUCUCUGCACCAUAAGUGUCUUCCAGUUCGACAAACCCUACUCCUGUGCUUCAUUAGAGGCCGCAAAUGACCAAAAAACACCUCCUCCACUGCCACCUAAGCCUAACCAUCUAUCCGACGAAAGCAUUCGUAGGCCUAGGGCAAUGAGUGCACAGCAUUUCCCAAAACAUGAAGCACUACUUCUCCGGAGGACAUCUUUGUCGAGCUUGGACCAUUUCAAAAUAGGAGACGCUGACAACAGAUCAACAGGGAACAGAAGGCAGACCCAUUAUUUGCAGUCCUUCUUAAAUACUACACAGGUUCAAAGUCAGCAAGACGAGUCCCCAUCUUCCUCUGUUACCAUUGUUGAAUGUGAUGGUUACAUCCCGAUGAGCCCUGUCAGCCUCCUUGAUACAAACGGCAACAUUAUGACCACCAAGACUCCCAGCCCUCUUGUGUGCCAAAUGACAGAGCUUGCACCUCCUCCGAUACACCGCCAUCUCAAACCUUGGUUGAGGAGAGCUCGGCCCCCACCUCUUGACUUGAGAGGCCUCUCAACAAUCACUGAAUGUCCAACUAAUCAUCCUUGGGGCAUAACAAAGACUGGAUCCUGUUUCAGCUUCUCAGGAAAGUGUUCACCUCAAGAAAGAAGUUUUGACAAUGGGGACAAUCCAAGAGACGAAGACGCAAACUGUACCAUAUUGGAGUCGAGGCAACAAUGCUCUCUCAACUUUGAUGUGCCUAUUCAACCUUGGCCAAGAAGACCGAACCUUGCCUACUUGUCGUUGGAUUUUAACUCGGCAUCUCCUUCUCCUGUACAGAAGAAGCCUCUCCUCUCUGACGAGCACAGGGUGGAUUAUGUGCAGGUGGAUGAGAAAAAGACCCAGGCACUGCAAAACACCAAGAUGGAGUGGACAGAUGUGCGACAAUCCAAAACAUGAGCUGAAAAGCCAGGAUAAAAACAUAGAAUGCUGACAAAACAAUUUAAAAACAUUAAAAACAGCAUUGUGUUAUUGUGAACUUGCACUGGAAAAAAAUAACCGUAAAUCUGUUGUAUAAGUUCUCAUCGAUCUGUAGCAUAAUGUUAUACAGUGA
Messenger RNA from Doryrhamphus excisus (bluestripe pipefish), 1896 nucleotides. The record is from RefSeq and is a predicted model, not a curated record. Lineage: Eukaryota; Metazoa; Chordata; Actinopteri; Syngnathiformes; Syngnathidae.